Messenger RNA from Sesamum indicum (sesame), 1331 nucleotides. RefSeq names its product RING-H2 finger protein ATL22. Lineage: Eukaryota; Viridiplantae; Streptophyta; Magnoliopsida; Lamiales; Pedaliaceae. Gene Ontology annotation, molecular function: polysaccharide binding. The record is from RefSeq and is a predicted model, not a curated record.
UACUAAUCAAAUUUUAUAAAUGAGAUGCUUGAUUCCUUGCUGGUCUAACACUUCACCUUCGUUGUUGAAUCCCCAUUCUCUUGGUCUUGCACACUUCAAAUCUCUGCUGCCUUCAUUUUUCUUCACUGCAGAUGGAUGUUUUCAUCUCACUCAGACUCCUCUGCUGUAUUGUUCUCCUUACAACAACCUCUGCUGCUACUAACAACUGCACCUCAGCUAAGUGCAGCCUCUUCUCUCCCGACAUACGGUUCCCGUUCCGCAUCCAGGGCCGGCAGCCACCGCAGUGUGGUGUCCCUCACUUCAAUCUUUUCUGCAGACAAAACACCACAAUGAUCCACAUACCUAGCUAUGGGGAUUUGGUCGUCAAGUCCAUCUCCUAUGAUGCAAGAAGGCUGAGCCUUCUCGACCCCAAAACUUGUGUCUACCAAGUUUUCUUGAACCUGAAUCUUUCUCUCACCCCAUUCAGCUACUAUUAUGCUGUGAAACAGUACAAAUACAUCAACUGUUCAGCCCAACUUGUGGGCUCUUUGGAACGAGUUCCAUGUCUGAGUGGCUCCAACCAUCAUGUUUACAUCGUAGAAUCCUCCUUUCCGGUGCCCGUUUAUUGCAGUUGUGUCAGAACUGUUGCAAUACCGUUUUCCUACAGUCAGUAUCUGUCUGCAGACAGCAGUUUUGGUUUGGGGUUUACGUGGAACUUAGUUGAAGAAGAAGCAACAUCAGGUUGUAUGCUUGGAAUCCUAUGCAGCACAAGGCGCUUGGAGAAAUAUUUCAAAGAUAUAUAUACGGUAUCAGGCAUAAUUGCGUUUGCUUUCAUGGCUGGUGUGCUGUUUUAUGCAACUCUCUCAAAGUAUUAUAAGAAAUUAAAUGAAGAGAAAGGUAAACGGAACGUCUGGUGAAAUGGAGACCAACAAAUCGCUGGGGGAGAGAAUGGCCGAUAUGAAGCUUUGGACGCCCAUUAUAUAUGGCCAGGCAAUUUAACCUUCUAUGAUAUUAUAAAUGAGUAAUUAUUCUUAUAUAAAAAAAUUAUAAUUUAUCGCCGGUGCUUUUUAAAAUUAAACAAUUUACCUUUCUGUCUAAAAAGGUAAAUUGCUUUAUUUUAAAAAGCAUAGGGAGGUAAAUUGCUAUAUUUUGAAGAAUAUAGGGAGGUAAAUUAUUAUUUUAUUUUCACAAAAGAAUAAUUUGCUUAUUUAUAAUAUCACAAGUAUUGUAUACAUUUUUCCCGGAUGUUGUAUGUAUGGUCGUCAGACAUCAAAGUAAAAGAAGCAUCAUCGCAGCUCUAUAUAUGUAAAUGUUGGGGGAAGAAAAGAAGUUAGUAUUUAAUUUUUUCGAAA